AUCUGAACUUUACUCAUCCACUUUUAUCAAAUGAUCCCAAAAUCGAAUAAUUCGACACGUCACCAUAACACCGAACAAGAAUAAUCGGGAACUGAAAGGUAUCGUCGGUCCGGUCACACGCGAGAAAACCGGUGAUUGUUUUACGACUGUCCAGUUUACUGUAGUCAGCUGAAACGUUUCUCGCGCAUCGAAUUCGGUAAUCAAUCUCUCUUCGUUCCAGCUUUUGAUCUACUUUUUAUGUAAUUCAUUUGUAUCAUAUCAUGGAUUCGACUUCAAAAAAAUUAGCGAAUAUUUGUGAGGUAGAUAGAAUCAGUGAUUUACCUGACACACUACUCAUCGCUAUACUUGCAUUGCUUCCAAUUGAAACUGCUGUGCGCACUUGUAUAUUGUCGAAAAGAUGGAGGCCUCUCUGCGAGUCGCUCCCGAAUCUUGAUUUUACUGAUGAUAGGAAUUCAGGCAUACAUUUCACCGACUUUGUUGAUAAAUUUUUGAUGCGUAGGCCGAAUGAUUUGAAAAUAGCUAAAUUCCGGUUAUAUUGUUAUCAUGGAGAUUACUACCGGGACCGUGUUAAUGAGUGGAUGAUGAAUGUGCUUGGACGUGAGGUGAAAGAGAUAGACCUUCGUUUUUCGUUUCCAGACUUGUAUAAAUUGGUCCGAGAUUUUUUUUACAUGUGCAGUAGUGUUGAAGUUGUUAUACUCGAUUGGAAAAUGUUAGUUGAGAUUCCGGAGAAUGUUAAGCUUUCGAAGCUUCGUGUACUUAGCUUCAGCGAUGUUACGUUUUCGAGCUAUGAGUCAGUUGAGAAGCUUUUGUUAAACUGUCCUGUACUUGAAGAUUUAUCUAUUGACUACUGUGAAUGGCUUACGGGCAAUUCUUUAAGUAUUUGUGGGUCUGUAUUGAAGAGGUUGUCAUAUUGUCCUAGUUCAGAUGAUUUCGUGCUUCGGACUUUGAUUGAUACACCGAGGUUAGAGAAUCUCGAAAUUCAUUCUUACACAGCCGGUGAUAAUGAUAUUUUGUUCAAGGAGAACCUGCCAUUCCUCAAAGUAGCUGAAAUCGACAUCUGUGAUAUGCCACGAGGAGUUGAUUGCAUGUUUGGGCUGCUUAAAAAGAUUAGUAAUGUCAAAUUUCUGACUUUGUCAGAUAACGCCAUGGGGGUCCUCAGGCCUGCAUAUGAAAAUGAGUUUAUAAUAGGUCAUUAUGAGUUCCCUCCGUUCCAUAACUUAACUGAGUUGGUGCUUAACAUUGAUCUGUACUGUCAUGAAACUUUACUGGACAACUUCCUUCAAAACUCACCGAACCUUGAAACUCUUAAAUUUCCGCAGGGUCUUGUUUGUCGUUUCUUUGAUGAUUCCUUUCACCGCUCGUGGGGCUGGUCACAGUUACGUGUUCCAGAAUGCUUCUCUACACAUCUUAAAACAGUACAUAUUAAAAAAUUCAAUGGAAUAAAUGAGGAGUUAGCAUUUGUGAAGUUCCUGCUAGUUUAUGGGAGUGCUUUGCAAAAUGUAUCAAUUGAAACUUUAAAUUUGUCAAAAGAUGCAGAGGCCCGGCAAGAACUGUUAAACUUACAGCGCGAAUCAACAACUUGCAAGCUUAAUAUUAUAGAUGAAAAUGGGAAAUGCUUCUUAUAAUCAAAAAGUGUAUGAGGUAAAUUUUCUGUAAUAAGCUCUGUUUUUCUUUUAGAUUUUUUUUUUGUUUUUGCUACAAUGUUUUUUUCUCCUGUUAUUUCAGCCUUUCACUGUGGCAUGAAAUAUUAACAAGAUGCAUUGUUUGAGAAUGACAUAUUGUUGAUUGUGUAA
Daucus carota subsp. sativus is the source of this 1793-nucleotide messenger RNA. Its product is annotated as FBD-associated F-box protein At4g10400. Gene Ontology annotation, molecular function: protein binding. The record is from RefSeq and is a predicted model, not a curated record. The coding region runs from base 261 to 1625 and encodes 454 amino acids. The transcript has 3 exons. Lineage: Eukaryota; Viridiplantae; Streptophyta; Magnoliopsida; Apiales; Apiaceae.